CCUAAAAUGAGAUAAUGGCAGCUGUCUACAGCAAACAAGGCGGGCUAUUCUUUGUGGAUGGACCUGGUGGGACAGGAAAGACAUUUUUGUAUAGGGCACUGCUCGCAAAACUACGUAGCCAGGAUAAGCUUGCCGUUGCCACAGCUACAUCUGGGGUCGCAGCGGCCAUAAUGCCAGGUGGGAGGACGGCCCACUCGCCUUUCAAGAUACCCCUAACUCUUCAAGAGGGCGGUUGUUGUAGCUUCACGAAACAGAGUGGUACUGCCAAGUUGUUGCAGCAAGCAGCUCUCAUAAUUUGGGACGAGGCAUCGAUGACAAAGAGGCAAAAUUUGGAAGCACUAGACAACAGCCUACGUGAUAUCAUGGGUCGGUCACACCUACCCUUUGGUGGGAAGACUGUUGUCCUUGGUGGGGAUUUCAGACAAGUCCUCCCUGUUGUGCGGAAAGGAUCUAGGGCUCAAAUAGUCGGUGCUUCUCUACGAAGGUCGUAUCUUUGGGAAUCCAUGCGCCACCUAAAGCUUGUUCGCAACAUGAGGGCUCAGAGUGAUCCGUGGUUUGCAGAUUAUUUGUUGCGCAUUGGUGGUGGAACGGAAGAGGUUAACGGAGAUGGCAAUGUUCGUAUUCCAGAUGAGAUCUGUAUCCCGUACUCUGGUGAUGCCGAGAAAGAUCUUCAUAGUCUGAUUGACAGCAUCUUCCCAAAUCUGAAUGCAAACAUGGCGGACAAAGACUACAUCACCACCAGAGCGAUUUUAUCUACACGCAAUGAUUGGGUGGACAUGAUCAAUAUGAAAAUGAUUGAUAUGUUCCAAGGUGGUGAGACGGUGUAUCACAGUUUUGACACCGCGGUAGAUGAUCCACAUAACUACUAUCCAUCGGAGUUUCUUAAUAGCCUGACCCCCAACGGGCUGCCACCACAUGUCUUGAAGCUCAAGCUCGGGUGUCCUGUCAUAUUGCUUAGGAAUAUUGACCCCGCCAAUGGGUUAUGCAAUGGUACAAGGUUGGUGGUACGGGGGUUCCGAAGAAAUACAAUCGACGCUGAAAUCGUUGUCGGGCAGCAUGCUGGGAAGCGGGUAUUCCUUCCUCGAAUACCGUUAUGUCCGUCUGAUGAUGAGAUGUUCCCAUUCCAGUUCAAGAGAAAGCAGUUUCCCAUCAGGCUGAGCUUUGCCAUGACGGUCAACAAGUCACAGGGCCAAACCAUCCCGAAUGUGGGUGUGUACCUGCCUGCACCGGUCUUCUCUCACGGCCAGUUGUACGUUGCGAUGUCCAGAGCCACAUCAAGAACGAAUAUUAAGAUCCUGGCCCUACCAGCUGAUGCAGAGGCACAAGAGGAGGAGGCAAAAAAUUUAGAGAAGAAAAAUGCUAAAAAAAAUACCACGGGAAAAAAGCCUAAGAAUGCGUUAUUAAAUAAAAAAGAUAAGGAUAAGAAGACCCUAACAACGGAUGGAACUUUCACAAAAAAUAUUGUAUAUAAGGAGGUCCUAACGCCAUAGAUGAGGUAUUUUCAAUUGGCUUAUCAGACUCUACAGGGAGAUGUUCUAUACAUAUUUAUAUGAUGGCAUAAUUACAUUUUGAGUGUUUUGUUGUAAAUAAAUAAGUUAUAUUUUACUAUUAUUGGUUUACUACACAACAUACUCAUGGUUUUGUACGGAAUAGCUAUCUUUUUGUGCUAAAAAAUUUACAUAGUAUUAUCCAUGCGACACACACUAAUAUAUAUACAUAUACUCAAAUGUGUGA
Messenger RNA from Sorghum bicolor (sorghum), 1734 nucleotides. Its product is annotated as ATP-dependent DNA helicase PIF1-like. Lineage: Eukaryota; Viridiplantae; Streptophyta; Magnoliopsida; Poales; Poaceae. Gene Ontology annotation, molecular function: DNA helicase activity. The record is from RefSeq and is a predicted model, not a curated record. The transcript is spliced from 2 exons. The coding region runs from base 15 to 1490 and encodes 491 amino acids. Gene Ontology annotation, biological process: DNA repair; telomere maintenance.